Molecule: messenger RNA, 1569 nt
Organism: Folsomia candida
Lineage: Eukaryota; Metazoa; Arthropoda; Collembola; Entomobryomorpha; Isotomidae
Product: basic proline-rich protein
Exons: 2
Coding region: 912-1448 (178 amino acids)
Source: RefSeq, a predicted model, not a curated record
UUGUGCAUCUACCGAGAAGCAUAUUAAAUUUUAAUUAAAUUAAUUAACUCUAAUUAAAUUCUUUAUGGGCAAUAUCAAAUUUGUGUAAUAUUUGAAUUACAAAACUAUCUGGUUAAUUUUAAGCAGCAUUGCAGCGAAUUGUGCAUUACGCCAAGAACUUGUAAGCCUUGCGACAUAUGAAUCGUGACGCGUUUAUUGUUUUCACUAAAAAAACGGAUCCCACCUUUGUGUUGAUGCAGACCAGGAAACAAAUUAAAUCAACCAGGUCAAACCAGUCCUGGAUUUAUUUUCAUUUUGUUUUUUGUUGUUUCAAACCUUGCCAGCAUUACCAUCUUAAACGAAGCACUCGUAAACAAGCCGUUACUUGUAAGCCCAGUAAUAAAAUCUUUUACGUGCAAAUAGCAAAUUUGCCCACAAUACAUACACACAAAUGUACAUACGGCAGAGUUCCCACGCUUCUGCAAAUAAUACGAUGAUAGUAAAAGUUAGUAAUGAAUGGGUCAAGGAUAAGACGAGCCUAAGACUGGUGGUCUGGUCGUAGUAAAUUUCUCUCCUGUGCGAUAAUGUGGCUUAUCAAUUAAUAGAAUCAGCCUGAAAUGCUCCUCUUUCUUGCAAAAGUUUCCCCAGUAGCAUAUGCAAAACCUUUUAAGUAUUUAAACAUAUAGUAGCUGCAGGUGGUAAUUUGCCACGGGUAAAAUUAUGUACAUGAAUGAAUGUAAGAUGAUAGCAGUUUAUGAGAAGAGUGUGAUGAAAUGGACCGUCCGGGUUUACCUGGAUAGUGUGAAUCAUGAGUUUUAUGACUAUCUAGGUGACUAUAUAGAAGUCAUUUUUACAGGUUUUGCUCCAGUUACAGGUUGAUCGGAUUUGCAUCUCACGAUUCACGCAAUUUUUGUACCUUGCAAGUUUUCAAAAUGAGAGUUUUGAUUCUUUCCAUCUUCAUAUCAAUAUUUGUCGUGGUUGAAUGCAAUCCUGGAGGAUGGGGUUGGGAGGAACCACCCCGACCACCACCCACAAAAGGAUGGCGACCACACCCUCCUCCCCCAACUAAAGGAUGGCGACCACCCCCAACUCCACCGACGAAAGGAUGGCGCCCACCUCCUCCUCCCACGAAAGGAUGGAAGCCACCCCCACCACCCCCAACGAAAGGUUGGGGCUGGAGUGGCGGUGAUAGCAUUUUUGGCGAUGACGAUGUCGACGAAGCUCCCAUCAUCAAGUUCUACUGCGAAACUUUGCGUCGCAUUGUGGACUCUGUAAGCGAAUGUCCUCGUCGCCCGUCUCGACCACGACCUCCUUAUCACGACGAUAACCACGGAGGAUAUCAGAAGGGUGGAAAUCAUGACCAUCAUGGAGGAUACGAUAAGGGGCAUUCAGGCUACGUGGCUCCUCCAAGAUCGUAUCGAGAUGCGAAAAAAGUCUUGGACACAGAGGAUUAUGAUUGGAAAUGGUGAAAAGAACAAGUUCCAUAUCGUAAAAUAAGGCAAUAAAAAGUGGUCAUUUUGUAAAACGUAUAUGUAUAAAUCAUAAUGUUAAGUAGCUUGAAUAAAAAAUGCACGAAACUGCACACGUCAA